Messenger RNA from Exophiala spinifera, 1035 nucleotides. RefSeq lists its product as uncharacterized. The record is from RefSeq and is a predicted model, not a curated record. Lineage: Eukaryota; Fungi; Ascomycota; Eurotiomycetes; Chaetothyriales; Herpotrichiellaceae. The coding region runs from base 1 to 1035 and encodes 344 amino acids. The transcript has 4 exons.
AUGGCUUUGGAGCGUGGAAUGCAAGCUGUGGUGACGGCCGCGGUGUUCAAUGCUCUGGCUUUCCUUUUUAUUGUUGCCCGUUGUGUAUCCCGAUUCAUCAUUCUCAAGCAAGCUGGCCCCGAAGACUACCUGAUUCUCUUCGCAUUGGCUCUUUCUAUCGGCCUUACUGUGAUCAUAAUCCUUGAGAAGAAUAGUGGCUUGGGGCGGCAUGCAGACACCGUCAGCGCUGAAGACAACGAGACUCUGCUGAAGCUCCUGUACGCCAGUGUCAUCGAGUACAAUGUGGCGUUAUUUCUACUCAAAGACUCGAUCCUGUACCAAUAUCUGCGCUUCUUUGUCCAGAGAAGUUAUCGGAUCGCGGCUUGGUGCCUGAUAGGAAUCGUCGGGGUGGGAGGUUUCGCCUUCAUUCUAAUGUCGUGCUUUUCAUGCUGGCCCAUAGCAUAUUUCUGGGAGAAGUCCAUCGAAAAUGGACACUGCGUCGACAUCCUGGCGUUUUGGUUCAGCUUCUCGGCUUUCAAUAUCGCUACCGACUUGGCGGUCUGGUUCCUCCCGAUGCCUGUCCUGUACAACCUGAAACUUCCGCGGAAGCAAAAGAUGACCUUGAUUGCGGUUUUCGCUCUUGGUGGAUUUGGCUGCAUCACUUCCUUCCUCCGACUUCACGCCCUGUAUGUCACGAGCGUAUCGACCGACCUUACCUAUGACAAUGUCGACGCCGCGACGUGGUCGGCCGCCGAGCUCAAUGUCGGCAUCAUGUGCGCGUGCAUCCCGGCCAUACGUCCAGUUGUCAGUCUACUAUUCCCACGUCUCCUGACGAGCACCCGACGCAGUCGCACUUCCGAUGCGUACCAGCGCGGAACAUCGGGUUUCCGCAAUGAUGACAUGGUCCCGUUGUCGCACGCGUUGUCGCAGGCCAACAAGGUGCCGCGAAGUGAUACGACCAGUCAAGAGGAGCGCAGCAGCCUCGACCCAACGAAUGUCUCGAACACAAUUCAUGUGAAGCAAGAGUGGACGAUUACAGAGCACGAAGGGCGUUGA